CUUUAGAAGUCAGCAACACCACAUCAUCUGUGAAAAAGAACAGAUUCUCCUUUUGUUCACUUAUUUAUUUUCUGACCACCAGGAUUGUACUUCACAUCUGACGUUCUUUUUAUUUUUAUUUUUUUAACUCAUCACCUGUUGAGGAAGCAGAGAAUGCUGGCCAGAGUUUAUAUGCUGGAAAGGAAUAACUCUCUGGUCUGUGUCUUUGCAAGGUUGAUCUUUUACAACGAAAACUUGUCCUGAAUGUGUUCCACGGCCAACUAUGUUCACCCUCUGAGGAGAACCUGUGAGGUGUUAGCCACUCCAGGCAGGCUGUGUGGGGGAGUGUCCAUGUCCAAUAAUUUUUCUGGAGCCAGGUCUCAUGGAGCUCCUCAGGACACAGAGAUGGAUGUUGCUUGGCAGGAGCUGAUGGCCAUCACAGAGCUGCAGGAGUUUGAAGUCUCCAGUGCAGGCUCCUAUGAAACGGCACCGUACCAAACCAUGGAGCCCAUGGUCCCGAUGGGAGGAGACGAGAUGGCUCAGUCCCAUUCUGAAACUCCUCCUGUGGUUUAUGGGCUCAGCACUGCUGACGCUUACAAUGGAUGUUACCUUCAAGAGGUGCCUGUCCGUCACAGUGUCAGCAGCCACGCCGAGGCAGUGUACGGACACUCGGAUUCUCAACUCAAUCAAAGAAUGCACCCCAUCUCUUCUCACUCACAGCCCUCGCACGUGGCUCCGAGGGAACAAAUGAACAUGUUCGGUACCAACCAAGGGCACAGGCGGGUCAACGCUGGUCUCUCGCAGGAUCUACGUCGGCACAUGCUGUGGACUACACAUGGACAAAGCUCACACGCUCGCCCAGCUGAUGAUCUGGAGUCGGACUCUGGUCUGUCUCUGGGUUCUAGUCCUCCGCUGGCCUCUCCAGAUAAUCCUGUGAGCGGCGCACCAGGUUGCAAGAGUGUGACAUAUAGUGACGGAGAACCAGACAGCAUGGGUGACCACGCCAGAAGAGCACACACCCAUUACUCAAUGGACUACCAGAGUCAAGCGCACUCAUAUUCACACCCAGGUGCACAGCAAUCUUAUUUUUCAACCCAACCAACUUUAUCUCAACCUAGUGCUGCGAGUCUGUCAAUGAAACCGGAUCCGACCUCUCUGAGCAACCUGCACAUCGACUCUGGAGAGUCCAGCAGAGGGAGCUCACAAUAUAGCAUGUAUGCAAAACCACAAGGAAGUAUCUCAGCCCCAGCUUCAAUCAGCAGAGAUGAGCGGCAGGCCGUGUCUUUGAAGAUUCCCUUCCAAAUGGAGAAGAUCAUCAAUCUACCCGUGGACGACUUCAAUGAGCUCCUGACGCAGUAUACUCUGACGGAUACUCAACUGGCACUGGUCAGGGACAUUAGACGGAGAGGGAAGAACAAGGUGGCAGCUCAGAACUGCAGGAAGAGGAAGCUCGAGAGCAUAAUUCACCUUGAAAGAGAACUGCAGCAGCUGCAGGCCCAGAGAGAGCACCUCGCACAGCAAAGAGCAGAGUUCAAGCGCAGCUUGGCUUUUAUUCAAUGUCACCUUACAGGCCUUUAUUCAGAAGUAUUUUCUCACUUGAGAGAUGAGGAUGGACAACCAUACUCAAUAGAUGAAUAUGCUCUACAACAGACACCUGAUGGUAAAAUGUAUUUGGUACCUCAUGCAAUGAUGCAAAAGAGAGAGCAAUGCUGAUUUUUGGACAGUCGUGAUCUAAUUUCCUUAUGAAAGACUGCCGGAU
This is a messenger RNA of Pseudoliparis swirei, 1738 nucleotides long. RefSeq names its product nuclear factor, erythroid 2 (gene nfe2). Bases 244 to 1692 code for a protein of 482 amino acids. Gene Ontology annotation, biological process: regulation of transcription by RNA polymerase II. Gene Ontology annotation, cellular component: nucleus. The transcript is spliced from 4 exons. The record is from RefSeq and is a predicted model, not a curated record. Gene Ontology annotation, molecular function: RNA polymerase II cis-regulatory region sequence-specific DNA binding; DNA-binding transcription factor activity, RNA polymerase II-specific. NCBI's taxonomy places the organism in Eukaryota, Metazoa, Chordata, Actinopteri, Perciformes, Liparidae.